GCUGGUCGUUGGUUGGAACUAUCGAUGACGCCCCGAAGCCCCAUCAAGCCGUCUAUCUCGCUUCCGAUGGUCUACCACGGAAUUUGGUAGGUGCCAACUUAGGUAAUCAUCAAAAAGGGUCCUGCAGCAUAUUCCGGAAGGGCCGAAGAAGGAACAGGGACCAAAAAAGACCCACGGAUCUUGCCGCGCUCGUCUUCAGAUGUGGGCGGCAAGACACCAUGUGUCGACUAGCCUUGUCUUGGAAUAAGCGCGUCAGUCCUUUUGAGACUUUUCUUUAGGAGGCAAAUUCUACAUGUACAUGUCGAUAUCCGACGGAGCCACUUAACAUACGGUACCAUUAUGGAUUUGAUGGUCGCAGACAACGCCAUUUUUCAAUGGACGUGACCCUUUUUUAUUUAUUUUUUUAUGGCCGCAGCAUCACAUCAAGUGCAAUUUCACAGUUAUCAGAGGCUUGAAAGCCGGCAGCUGCUUUACAUGGCACACUGUGCGACAGAACAAGUGACCAAAGGGGCCUAGCAUGAGGCCGACAAGGCACCCAUUCACCUUGGGCAAUAUGAGAUGUCCAGAAUGAGAGGCUCUGGGACGGCCGUGACGAAAAUAACUCAACAAUCGUAGUGCUCGCAAUUUACAUGCUGCCGUGCGCGCACCUCCUUUUAUAUCGGAGGGUGAGCAUCGUGGCCGAAUUCUGAUGCCGGCGACGUAUUGCUCCAAUAGCAAUGGGCAGAGCACGCCAAUGAUGUCGCAGCCGCGCGGGGUUCAACACCAUCUCACCAUGGGAGAGUAAGCAACGCCCGAGAUCCAGACUACGGUUUGCAUACACCCCAAGUGGCACAAAUCAGCAUCGUAUCUAUCCGAACGCAGCAGGUGUUACAGUUCAGCUAGCCGGGUGAAAAACACGGCAGGCACUCAUUUUUGGGGUUGAAAGCAUCAUCACCAUGAAUAAGAAAAGGUACAAGAAUGUGAGGUUGUGCGCUAGACGGCGCUCAACUUGGCAGUGGUUGCUCCCAACAGGUAAUUGAACACACCAAGAUGUCCCCGAUUAUUAGUAUAGCCAUUUGGGCUACUUUACUGUCCACCAUCACAUCCCUCACAUUCCCAUAUGAAAACAUGCAGCUUGAUCCAGCCGAGGCAUUGUCUUUUCCAUCUAUUGCCUUUGGUAAUGCCACAAUCCCGAUCCCUCAGCAGCCGUCCUGCAAAUCAUAUCCAGGAGAACCUACCUGGCCCUCAGAAGCAGAUUGGUCCCGUCUCAACACAACCCUCAACGGCCGCCUCUUGAAGCCCCAGCCGCUCGGCGCAGUCUGUGCACCCUCACAUCCCGCUUACAACAGCAAUCGGUGCAACACGCUGGUACGCAGCCUCUCUGGCACGCGCACGCUUCUCGACGACCCCUUGAACGUGCUGACGGUGUACCUCGAGGGUGACACCUGUCCCAUCUCAACGUCAAGCAGGAAACCGUGCACCCAGGGCGGGUUCCCCGUCUACGUCGUCAACGCCAGCACGGUCGCGCACGUCCAGGCCGCCGUCAACUUUGCCCGCAACCGCAACAUCAGGCUCAUAGUCAAGAACACGGGACACGACUUUGGCGGCCGCUCCGCCGGCGCUGGUGCCCUCAGCAUUUGGACUCACCACCUCAAGUCUGCAACCUACCUCGCCAACUACACCGCGGAUUCUUCGCUCUACACCGGCAAGGCGGUCCAUCUGGGCGCCGGCCUUGAGGCCUGGGAGCUGUCCGACAUCAUGGUGGACCACCGCAUCUCCCUCGCAGCCCCGGGAUGGGCGACCGUCGGCGCCGUCGGCGGCUGGAUGCUCGGCGGCGGCCACGGCCACGUCACGUCGACGCUGGGGCUUGGCGCCGACCAGCCCCUAUCGCUCAACGUCGUCACCGCCGACGGGCGCUUCGUUACGGCCGACGCGACGCACAACGCCGACCUCUUUUGGGCGCUCCGCGGCAGCGGCGUCGGCCCGGCCUUUGGGGUAGUCACCUCGGCCGUGGUGCGUGCGUACGAACCACUAUCGCUGGUUAGGGUGUCGCUGCAGUGGCUGACGGGGCCCAGCUACGACCCCGGAAACAGUCCCAGCCCCGUGGUGAAUAGGGAAACGUUUUGGCGCGGUGUCUCGGCGUACUACCGCUUCGGCAUCGCGGUCGGGGAUGCCGGCGGCGUCGACUUUGGCUACAUCCGCAACCGCAGCAACGGCAGCUUCAGCUUCGAUACGGGACUUACAUUCCCCAACAAGUCGCCCCGGGAGGUGUUUAACCUCCUCGCACCGCUAUACGCAAAUCUACAGUCGGCGGGAGUGAACAUCGCGAACCGCCUCCCGGCAGCGUCGAGCCCGUACGCGACCAGACGGGGCGGCACGGGCGCGUCGCUGGGCAACGCGCGCUACUCGUCGAGGCUGUGGCCGCGGGCGCUGUGGGCCAGCGACGAGGGCUUCGCGGCGGCCAUGGCGGCGGUGCGGAGCAGCGUGGAGGACGGCGGCUACACGUUCCACGGGCUGCUGAUGGCGGCGCGGCCGCUGGACGGGGACGCGGCCGACUCGGUCAGUCCCGGCUGGCGCGCGGCGGCGAUGCACGCCUCGAUGCAGGACGACACGGCGCUGGCGGACCUGUCGCCCGAGGCGUGGCGCGCGGCCAACGAGCGGGUGCUGCGCUACUCGGCCGCCAUACGGGCCGCGACGCCCGGCGGAGGCGCGUACAUCAACGAGGGGGACUCGCUGGAGCCCGGCUGGCAGGAUAACUUUUACGGGCUGGGCAGCUACGCCCGCCUGCUGCGGGUCAAGGCGGCGCUGGACCCGUGGGAUGUGUUUUGGGCGCCGACGGCGGUGGGGAGCGAGGGGUGGGAGGUGAGGACGGAGGAUGGGACGCUUACGCAAAACGGGAGGCUCUGUCGCGUCGGCUCAUAGGGGAUCCGGACCACUUGGGCGCCCGCCGGCGAUCUUUGCUGUUGUGGUCUUGGGUUUUUUCGUGCGUCGCAAGUACCUGUUCCCAAGAAUCCCAACCUCAUGACGAUCGUCGACAGCUUUUUCGUGGGUAUGAAUCGCCGGAUCGGACUUCGAGUUCUCGACGGCGGCGUCUCUCGCAGGCGCAACCUUGAAUAGUAUCAGAAUUGCACCACAUACAGUCGAGUCUGCAGUCUGCAUAGCUUAACAAUGUCGAUCUGAAUUUCGGGAAUUUAUGCCAUCCC
This is a messenger RNA of Pyricularia oryzae 70-15, 3182 nucleotides long. Its product is annotated as FAD binding domain-containing protein. The record is from RefSeq and is a predicted model, not a curated record. The transcript has a single exon. Gene Ontology annotation, molecular function: oxidoreductase activity; FAD binding. Bases 1030 to 2901 code for a protein of 623 amino acids. Lineage: Eukaryota; Fungi; Ascomycota; Sordariomycetes; Magnaporthales; Pyriculariaceae.